Molecule: messenger RNA, 1213 nt
Organism: Nylanderia fulva
Lineage: Eukaryota; Metazoa; Arthropoda; Insecta; Hymenoptera; Formicidae
Gene: Sec22
Product: vesicle-trafficking protein SEC22
Biological process (GO): retrograde vesicle-mediated transport, Golgi to endoplasmic reticulum; endoplasmic reticulum to Golgi vesicle-mediated transport
Molecular function (GO): SNAP receptor activity
Source: RefSeq, a predicted model, not a curated record
CUUCAUACAACGCGAGGGAAAAAUCAUCGACCACACUCAGUGUCGCAACCUCCAAACACGUAGGACGACUUUUAAGUGGCCACGGACUGUGUGUGUAUAUAUACGUGUACAUAUACCUAUAUAUGUGCGAUAAGAGUUUCGUAAAUUUGGAUGAGCGAUAAAGACGUAUCCCGCGUCCGCGAUAACGAGAGAGUUUACAACGCGACCGAUUGACCGAGAACCCGGGAUUGAAACUCGAUCUCUUACGAAAUCGACGCGGAAGAAGGCAGCGGCUACCAGCUGUGAGGUUCCGGGAGCGGCGUUUCGACGCUCGAGUAGAAUGAGAUCGUCGCCGAGUGAGUCGCCGAUCCGAAGGAAAAAAAUUGCACGAGGGCUCGAUCGAGCAAUCGACUGACGUGGUAGAUCGAGAGUGGACGAGAUCCGGCCACAUCGGCGGAUUAGCGAUCAGUUCGCGUGAACGGCCUGUGGAGGUCGCGAAUUUUUUCCCCCGUGUCGUAUUGAAACGAUAAUAAUCGGUGAUAGGAAUUUUGACAAGAUGGUCCUGUUUACGAUAAUCGCGAGGGUAACGGACGGCCUGCCGUUAGCAGCCACCAUGCAGGAUAAUGAACAGGAUGGUAAAAAUAUUGUGGAAUAUCAGAAUCAAGCAAAGAUGUUGUUUAGAAAAUUAGGUCCACAGUCUCCAGCAAGAUGUACUCUAGAAACUGGACCAUAUCUUUUUCACUAUUUAAUUGAAAACGAAGUGUGUUAUCUGGUAUUAUGCGAAAGAAAUUAUAGUACACGUAUAGCAUACAAUUACUUGGAAGAUAUUGCACAAGAAUUUCAUGCUCAGUAUGGCAAACGUGUAAAUACAGUAACCAGACCUUAUACUUUCAUUGAAUUUGAUACAUAUAUCCAGAAAGCUAAAAAGAUUUUCUCAGACAGUAGAUCACGUAGGAAUUUGAACACUCUUAAUAGCCAAUUGCAAGAUGUCCAAAGAAUCAUGGUACAAAAUAUUGAUGAUGUUCUACAAAGAGGUACCGUACUGUCAGAGUUGGAUACAAAGACGCAAAAUCUAUCCAUGCUAUCACAAAAGUAUAAAAAAGAUGCGAGACAUUUAAAUAGCAAGUCAAUGUAUGUAAAAGCUGUUGCUGGCCUUAUUGCAUUUUUGGUCUUCCUGUUGUAUUUUUUUAUACUUUAGUUAAACAAUACAAGCAAAAGGAUUUAUUUAAGAAUA